AUGGCAGAAGCCCCCAUCGUCCCCCCAAUAACUCCCCCACCACCCCCCGAAACAACACCCGAACGCCCCCUCCACACGCUCCCUCCGCCCUUCACUCACGCCACUCUAACACCCAUAACCCAAGGCGCCGAAGCCCUUGUCUACAAAACUACCUUUCUCACCCCCUCAACGCCCGUCGUCGUAAAAUACCGGCCCCCGAAACCCUACCGCCACCCCACGCUCGACCGACGCCUCACAAAACAGCGGUUACUAGCCGAAGCACGCAGUCUGGUGCGAGUGAAGAGGGAUGGGGUUAAUGUACCCGGGGUACUGGGCGCAGAUUGGGAAACCGGGUGGUUGGUGUUGGAAUUUGUGGAGGGGAAGACUGUGAGGAGGGUAUUGGAUGCGUGGGCGAAGGAGAGGAAGGAGAAAGACAAGGAUGGGGCGGGAGAUGGAAAUGAAGGGGAGGGAGAAGACAAGAUACACAACCUAAUGCGUCUGGUAGGGACAGAAGUGGGUAAACUACACAACCUAGGUGUUUGUCAUGGCGACUUGACUACGAGCAACAUCAUGUUACGUACACCACCAUCACUACCCUCCUCCGACGCAGACUCUCUCGACGGCACGGUCUACCUCAUCGACUUCGGUCUGACGAGCGCGUCGAUUCAAGAUGAAGAUAAAGCGGUGGAUUUAUACGUCCUUGAACGCGCAUUUGCGGCUACACAUCCGGCUGCAGAACCGCUGUUUCAAGAGGUGCUCGCAGCGUAUGGUGAGAUGGGCAAGGGGGCCAAGAGCGUGUUGAGGCGGUUGGAAGAUGUAAGGUUGAGGGGGAGGAAGAGGAGUAUGCUUGGGUGA
Pyrenophora tritici-repentis Pt-1C-BFP is the source of this 834-nucleotide messenger RNA. Lineage: Eukaryota; Fungi; Ascomycota; Dothideomycetes; Pleosporales; Pleosporaceae. The record is from RefSeq and is a predicted model, not a curated record.